GGAAGAAUACCCACCACUGCAGUGAAACCACCACCACAACCGCAAUUUCUGUGCUGGUUCAUGAAUCGGGCCCCGAGUCCAUCAACGCCUUCUUCAAAUUCCCGUUCUCGUUAGUUUAUUGCCAGAUACUUGUCUUCAGCAGAAAAUAUUCCUUGCAUACGCUCUUAGCGACAAAAGAGAAGAGUCACAGUCAACAACCAACUUCUACUACAAAUUCCUAAAAUGGCACCAGGCGGACCACCAGGUGGCGCAGGACGCGGCCGCGGAGGCAAAUUCAAGAAAUUUACUCGAGGAGGUAAGUCGUGCAUCCAAAUUCCGUCAAGUGUUGCCCUAUCUAACAGCAAUCCAUACAGGCGGCAAGCACUUCUCCAAGAACCUCCGACCUCUCGACGCCAACGGCAACGAAGUCGAAGAACGCGACCCCAAUGCUUCAACGGAAGAAGAAGAAAGUUCCGAGGAGGAAUCGUCGUCAGAAGAGGAGACAAACCAGCAAUCCAUGACUCGUGAGGAGCGUCGAGCUGCCGCAAAAGCAAAGAAGGAGGCAGCAAUAGCUAAGAAGAAGGGUGUUCCACAGCCAGGCGACAUGCCAUCCAGCUCGGAGGAGGAGAGCGACGAUGACAUGCCUGCCAAUCCCAAUCACUCAAAGGCUGCACGUAAUCAGGCUAAAGCCGCUCCUGUCAGCGUGGAUGAAGCAACCGAGGGCGUCAAGGAAAUGAGUGUGGGAGGAAAAGGAAAGAAGCCCGUUGCAGAGCUGAGUCGUCGUGAGCGAGAAGCUGUACAAGCACAACAGGCCAAGGAGAGAUAUCAAAAGCUUCACGAAGCCGGAAAGACUGAUGAAGCCAAGGCGGAUCUUGCCAGGCUCAAGUUAAUCCGAGAGAAGAGAGAACAAGAGGCAGCACGCAAGAACGCUGAGAAGGAAGAGCGUGAGGAAGCAGAGAAGGCAAAGAAGGCCGAGAUUGAGGCUCGGGAAGCCAAGCGAAGAGAAGCUGCCUUGGGGCCGUCCAAGGGCAAAGGCAAAUCAAAGAAGUAAAUCUUCUUCCUUCUGGUCUUGUGCAUACCUCUUCAGCAUCAUCUUUACGAGUUUCCUCCUUUGGCUCUUUUAGUUGUGGGUUGGCAUAAUGUACCCCUUCAUUCGCCUUCAUUUUUUAUACCUUUUCUUUUCUCUAUUGAAGAAUACCCAGCGUACAACUUUCGUAUGCAAUACUCUUCUUUGACCUUACUUUCUUGGUUGUUAGUUUCACCGCAAUUGAGUAAGGAAUUCAAACCAUCACCAAAACCAA
This is a messenger RNA of Hymenoscyphus albidus, 1280 nucleotides long. Lineage: Eukaryota; Fungi; Ascomycota; Leotiomycetes; Helotiales; Helotiaceae. The record is from the annotation of a GenBank genome assembly.